UCUCCUCGGAUCUGCUGACGUGUCUGCAGCGGCUCCGUGAUCAACAGCUGCCAGCAUCAUGGCUGCACCGAGUCCCUGUUUUUAUUCUGUUUUAAUGCUCGUUCUCUGCGCGUGUUUUCCUCCGAGCUGUGCAGAGCGGCGCUUCUCGGACCUGAAGCGAUGCGCUGAUGAGGACUGCAGCAUGCUUCUCUGCCGAGGGAAGGCUGCCAAGGAUUUCACGGGGCCGGACUGUCGGUUUCUCUCUUUUAAGAAAGGAGAGACGAUAUAUGUAUAUUAUAAACUCUCAGGGCAGAGAUCAGACCUGUGGGCUGCUAGUGUUGGAAACCACUUUGGUUAUUUCCCAAAGGACUAUCUUAUUAUAAAUCAUAUAUAUACUGAAAAAGAAUUGGAGGUACCCACAGAGGAAACAGAUUUUGUUUGCUUUGAGACUGGUCUUGAUCAAUUUGAAAGCUACGACAUUGAUGUGUUAUUAGGCAGCACAAUGUUGCUAGAAAAUGAGAAUUCAACAGAAGAAUCGAAAGAACCAGCUCGGAAUGAAGAUGCAUCUCAAAUGACAACAACAGAAUCAGUGGAACCUCUUGAAUCUGAGUCAUUCGAUUCAGAAUCAACAUCGAUACUUGAAUCAGAGUCAGUAGAUUCAGAAUCACUUCAUGAAUCUGAGUCCGUAGAUUCUGAAUCUACAUCGCUUCUUGAAUCGGAGUCAGUCGAUUCUGAAUCAACAUUGCUUCUAGAAUCCCAUUCAGUCGAUUCAGAACCAACAUUGAUACUUGAUACAGAGUCAGUAGAUUUAGAAUCAUUUCAUGAAUCAGAGUCAGUCGAUUCUGAAUCAACAUCAAUUCUUGAAUCACAGUCAGUAGAUUCAGAAUCAGAUUCACUUCUAGAAUCAAAGUCAGUUGAUUCAGAGUUAAAAUCGCUUCUUGAAUCCAAGUCAGUAGAUUCAGAAUCAACAUUGUUUCUCGGAUCGAAGUCAGUAGAUUCAAAGUUAAAAUCACUUCAUGAAUCAGAGUCAAUCGAGUCUGAAUCAACAUUGCUUUUUGAACCAGAGUCAGUAGAUUCAGAAUCAAAAUCACUUCUAGAAUCAAAUUCAGUAGAAUCAGAAUUGCUCCAUGAACCACAGUCAAUCGAUUCUGAAUCAACAUCGCUUCUUGAAUCAGAGUCAGUAGAUUCAGAAUCAAAAUCACUUCUAGAAUCAAAUUCAGUAGAUUCAGAAUCAGAAUCACUCCAUGGAUCAAAGUCAGUCAAUUCAGAAUCAACAUUCCUUAUUGCAUCUAAGGCAGAUGACUCAGAAUCUGUAGAAGCUCCUGAAAUCGAGACAUUACAAAAAUCUACUGAAGAGGACUCUGAUGGCUUUCAGCCAGAGAACGAUGUUUCAUCAGAACCAACGACUGAAUUUAAAGAUGCACUAACAGAAGAGAACGAAGGUAUUUCAAUAGGCCAAGAUGCUGAGGUCAUUUCAGAGGAUGUAGAAACAGAACCGUCAGAUCCUGACGCACAAGAUAUUGAUUAUUCUGAGCUUUUGCACAACCAAAGUGACGCUGAUUUUGAGCCACUUGAAACACAAACCGCAGGUUUAGAUGAAGUACAUGAAGAAGCUGCUAAAACAGAGCUAAGUGAUAAAGACAUACCACUACAAACACCAGAGAAAACACUCGAAGAUGAGGACAGGUCAGGCUUUAAAGAUGCUUUCAAAACACAGCAUGAUGGUGAAACGCAAGCGAAUGAAUCACUUCAGGAACUCACCGAAGAAGUUGAAGAACAAGCUGGUCUUGAGGGCACUCAUGCACAAAGUGAUUUUGAAGUACUGGCUGAUGCAGAUGAAGCCAUUGACGUCAAAAUCCCAGAAUCUUCUCAUCCGUCUCCAAAUGCUAAAACCGCUUCGAAUAUGAGUCAAGACGUCCCAUCUGAACCAGCAUUGGAAACGGAGUCUACCAAAGCACCACCGGCAUUAAAUAUAAGUGAAAUCACUAAAGAAGACAAUCAAGAGGAGUUAGACGUUGUAGACGUUCUUCAGAAGGCCAUCAUGGGCAAGAAUGAAAAUGCAAACAUAAACAUAGCAAACGAUCCUCAGGAUGCAGUUACGAAGAAUAGCGAAAAAGUGAGUGAAUCUAAUGGCGGGGAUGAGAAGUUAAAGGAGGAACUUGUUACAGAAAGCUCAGAAACUCUACCUCCAAUUGCCCAAAUGGAUGAACAGAUUGAUAAAGUGAAGAACGAACUCUUGGAUCUACUGAAAAACACACUGGAAGAGGAAGAGGACUUGAAUAAAGACGCCGAAGAGCUUUUAGAAGACGAAAAUGCAAACGCAGCACUUCUUUCUUCUAAAGCUCAGCUCACAGAAGACAUACAUGAACCCAAAGAAAACCAACAACCUGAAGGCGAUCAGUGGGUUGAAUCCCAACAAAGCGCAAACAUUACAAAACAAGAACAAAUCAGAGAAAUUCGUCUUCCUCCCGAGGAGCCCGAGUACAACGAUAACGUGCUGAGGCUCACUAUCUUACGGGAUCACCUGAAGGACGAGGAAAUGGAGCACAUGCAGAAGUAUUUAGAACUUAAGAACCUGUUCAAAAUCGAAGCCAUGUUUUCAGAUCUAGAUCUGGAGAUGAAGUCUGCGAGAGAGCUGCAGACGGACACGGAGGAAAUCGAGCAAACGCUGGACCAGAUCAUGGAGGUCUCGGAGAACUCGAUUCUCGAUGCCACAGAGGACAUAUUCAAUGAAAGAGACCAGGAAUCUCAGGGACACGGACAGCAGAAGGAACCGGAAAUGUAUGAUGUUGAAGCUGCCAUCUUAGACGCUUUCCAGGAGAUCAUUUUCACUUUACGACAGAAAUAUUCAGCAGCCAGUGACAGCGCACCGUUGGUCGAAGAAGAACAUCUCGCUUCUGAAACAGAUGAAAAAAUGGGCUCUGAAGAGGUGAAUGGUUUGGACAGUAUCAUCAAAAUGACCGAACCACAUCAGAGCCCUGCGAUGCAUGAGGAGCAGAACGAAUCUGAAGUGAUUCUGAAUUCUGAAUUAAAUGUGAACAAAGACCUGUCUCACAGUAAAGACGUGGGUCUCCGGGAGGAUGGGGGCCAUUUCAACAGAAAUAAAGAUGCUCAGAUAGGGUUCGAGGAUGCAGAGGAGAUUCAGAAGGGACCUCGUGCUAUUUUAGAGAACCCAGUGGACAUCGGCUUUCACUUUGAAGUGGAUCCAUCCUCAGGUUCACUGGAGUCUCCGAGCGUCUCUGAUUUCUGCGACACUGAAGCAAGCGGCGUUUCCUCCAGCUCAUCGACUGCAGAUGAACUUUGGGCUUCAGUGCUUCUCAUCAAAGAAUAUCUUGGAGUUUAUGGAGAAAUUCUGAUCAGUGCUCUUCCGGAGGAAUGGCGGCCGGGAUCCACGUUCCUCGGCGUCCCCUGGGAGCCGCUGGUUUUUACAGCGGUGUGUGGUACCUUUACAGUACUGAUGUUCUUCUGGAGGACGGUUCUCGCUAUCAAAGGCAGAAGCUAUCAGUUAACUGAAAAGCAGCUCCGAGACAAGAUCCAGCAGCUUCUCAACGAGAAAUCAGAUGCUGUUAACAAGAUCUCAGAACUGAACGACAUGAUAAAAGAGCGUGAAGUACGGCUGAAAAACUCUGAGAAAUCAAUGAGUUCCAGUCAACAAGAAAUGAAAGUGCUGAAGAACCGUCACCAAAUGCUCCAGAGUCAGUGGGAGCAGAUGUCUGCCAGCAUUUCACAGUUCAACCAGAAUAUAGCAGACACACAGGAAGAAAACUCAAAUCUCCGUGAGAAGAUUGGCAAAAUGCACCAGAGAAUCGAGAAAUACCAGAAAACGCUGAAGAGCUUUGAUGAGGAGCGUGCAAAGGUCCAUGUCCUCAUGGAUGAAGCCAAACUCAGAGAAGAUGCCUUCAAGGCUCAGGUUCUGUCUUUCGAGAAGGAAAACGGCGCUUUAAAAGAGCAGAAGAAAUCUCUCCUCCGUGAUGCUAAAGACUGGCAGGAGAAGCACAGGAGACUGAGCGAGGAGAUCCGAGUUUACCACAAAUCCCAGAAAGAGCUGGAAGACUCUCUGGUGCACAAGGAGAACGAGAUCGACGUUUUGUCCAGCUGUAUUGCAGAGCUCAAUCGUCUGGGAGCUUGUGAUCCUGAAGAACUACAGAAAGAUGAUGCUGAGAAGAAGAUGGACAGCAUGAGACUGCGAAUCACACAAAUGAUGGACGUCUCCAGGAUUAAAGUGACUCUCAGUGUCAUUGAAGAUGAGAGGAAUCGCUAUGUGGAAACUCUUCUCGCCGAACAGAAAGCCAGACAGGAUCUGGAGGAGCAAUAUCAGAAGGCUAUGCAUGCCCAGAUGAAUCUGAACAAUGAGAAAACGCAUCUGAAGAACCAGCUGAAGACCCUGCAGCAGAGGCUGGAGAUCACCACUGAACUCUACCAGCAGAAAGAGAACGCACUGCAGCAGAAACUGACUCAGGAGGAGCUGGAGAAGCGUGAGAAGGAGACGAAGCUGUCGGAGGUGGACAGUAAAGCUCUUCUCUCUGACGAGGAGCUGAGGGCCUUGAAACAGAAGAUCAAGGACAUCGAGGAGGAGAUGCAGCAGAACGAACGCUCUCUGAAAGCCGAGGUGGCCAUCCAGGAGAAGAAAGCCCAUGAGAACUGGUUGAAAGCCCGCGCCUCUGAACGAACUCUGGUGGAGGAACGAAGAGAGUCGGCCGUCCUUCAUCAGAAGCUUGUGGAGUACAGAGAUAAGAUAUCAGAGCUGGAGCAAAGUCUGUUCAAACUCAGCUCUGGAGCUCCAGAGCAUCACAUACGCCGAGGUGAUUUGUUCGGGCCGUCUCCUGUGAGUGGGGGGGCUCCCUCUCCUCCUCUAAUGAUAGAGGGUCCCGGACGCCCCCCGUCUGCACCUGCAGAGCGACGGGGCGAACCUUUCGGUCCACGACCCCUGUCUGACCCUCACGGACGCUUCUCAGACCUCGGACACCCGCUGCCAUCCAGACCAGAAAUGUUUCCUGCGAUGACUUCAUCUCCCUGUGCACGUGAUGAACCGAUGCUCUCCAAGUCUCAGAGUCAGGGAUCCUUCUUGCCGUCUCUGAUCCGUGAUUCUCCGGUUCCUCCACCAAAGUCGUACGGACCCCCAGUCAUGCCUCCCAAUGGACCGCCGCUCCCACCCAUGAUGAUACGACCUCCCAAUGACCUUCCGCCCAUGAUCCCACUCGAGCCGCGCUUCAGACCUCCACCCUUGGACUCGUACGGCCCUUCUCCUCCUCCCAUCGGCCCGUUUGGACCCGUACCGACACCGUUUGGACGAGGGCCACCGUUGGGAUCGCUCCCCCCUCCUCCUCUCGGACCACGGGACGUCCCUCCAGAAUUCUUCCCCCCUCGCCCCUUCCCCCCCGGAGCCAUGGUCCCGCCUCUAUACGGUGGGCGUGGCUUCCCGGGACCCCCUCCACUGAUCCCCCAGCGCUCCAGAGACAGCGAGGGGAACGUCACACCAGCCAACGGGGCGCCAACAGACACGUCCCAUCAGAACGACGAACCUUGACACGAGAAACUGAUUCUGUUCAGGGUUUACCCAUCAAAAUCAGGUUUGGCUAGAAAAACAAAAAUAACAACACAUUUGUGACAGAAAUAAUGAGGGUUUUGAUUUUAUACGUUAGCAAACCUUUCCUAUGGAAAUAGUUUGAUUUAAUAUGCAUUACUUUUUUUGUGGUUAAAUUUUAAUCUCUACCACUCGACCCAGUGCUGAUGCAUUCUGGGAUGUCGAGCCGAUAUUCAGGCACGUCGUGAAGCCAUUUCCUCAUUCCUUUAAUGUGAGAGAACAUGUUUUUAUGCCUUUUCACUAUUUUUGAACAACCAUAUUA
Molecule: messenger RNA, 5825 nt
Organism: Carassius carassius (crucian carp)
Lineage: Eukaryota; Metazoa; Chordata; Actinopteri; Cypriniformes; Cyprinidae
Gene: mia3
Product: MIA SH3 domain ER export factor 3
Biological process (GO): endoplasmic reticulum to Golgi vesicle-mediated transport; protein secretion; vesicle cargo loading
Cellular component (GO): endoplasmic reticulum exit site; endoplasmic reticulum membrane
Molecular function (GO): protein binding
Source: RefSeq, a predicted model, not a curated record